AUGGAAGAAGAUAACCACGAAAAACAACUUGACAAUGGUGGAUCUUCCUCUUUCUUCAAGACUUGUUUCAACGCCCUCAAUGCUCUUUCAGGAAUUGGGAUAUUAUCGGUACCAUAUUCACUAGCUCGUGGAGGAUGGUUGAGUCUUUCACUUCUGCUUCUCCUAGCCGCAACCGCGUUCUACACAUCUCUACUCAUCACAAAAUGCAUGAACGCGGAUCGUAGCAUCAAAACGUAUCCGGACAUUGGAGAACGCGCGUUUGGCAAACAAGGAAGACUCAUUGUCUCACUCUUCAUGCACUUGGAGCUCUAUCUAGUCACCACCGGUUUCUUGAUCCUUGAAGGAGACAACCUUCACAAUAUCUUCCCUGGUUUCAACAUCAAAAUGAUCGGAUUGAGAUUGAAUGGCAAACAAUCUUUCAUGGCCACUGUGGCACUCGUCAUCAUGCCAACACUAUGGUGGGACAACCUAAGCGUCUUGUCUUAUGUUUCAAUGAGUGGCGUUUUAGCCACGGCCGUGACUCUUGGAUCGAUAUCUUGGGUCGGAGCAUUCGAUGGAAUCGGGUUUCAUCAAAAGGGAAAGUUGAUUAAUUGGAGUGGGAUCCCUACGGCUUUGAGCUUGUAUGCUUUUUGCUAUGGUGCACAUCCGGUUUUGCCCACUUUGUAUUCUUCUAUGAAAAGCAAACACCAAUUCAACAAUGUUCUACUUAUAUGUUUUAUAUUAUGCACCAUUGGUUACACAUCAAUGGCGGUUUUGGGCUACUCAAUGUAUGGAUCACAUACGUUAUCGCAAAUAACACUGAAUCUACCGAUCCAUAAGACGAGUUCGAAGGUGGCAAUAUACACAACACUCGUAAACCCUAUAGCCAAAUACGCGUUGAUGAUCACACCAACCGUGAACACUAUAAAAGAUUGGUUUCCUUCACGGUACGCCAAGAAGACAUACUUACAUCUCUUGAUCAGUACCUUCUUCAUAGCGAGUAGUGUGGUCGUCGCCGAGACACUUCCCUUUUUCGGUUAUAUGAUGUCUCUGGUUGGAGCAUUGUUGAGCGUGACGGUUUCUAUUCUUCUGCCUUGUUUAUGUUACUUGAAAAUCACUGGAAACUACAAGAAGUUUGGGUGUGAGACUGUGAUGUUGUUUGGUAUGGUUGCGAUGAGUGUUCCGAUUGGAGUUUUAGGUACUUAUAUUGCAAUUAGAGAAAUAAUUGGCAGUGUUUAA
Microthlaspi erraticum is the source of this 1218-nucleotide messenger RNA. The record is from the annotation of a GenBank genome assembly. Lineage: Eukaryota; Viridiplantae; Streptophyta; Magnoliopsida; Brassicales; Brassicaceae.